This is a messenger RNA of Thunnus maccoyii (southern bluefin tuna), 2879 nucleotides long. RefSeq names its product vasoactive intestinal peptide receptor 1b (gene vipr1b). The coding region runs from base 176 to 1507 and encodes 443 amino acids. Gene Ontology annotation, cellular component: plasma membrane. Gene Ontology annotation, biological process: cell surface receptor signaling pathway; adenylate cyclase-modulating G protein-coupled receptor signaling pathway. Lineage: Eukaryota; Metazoa; Chordata; Actinopteri; Scombriformes; Scombridae. Gene Ontology annotation, molecular function: peptide hormone binding; G protein-coupled peptide receptor activity; vasoactive intestinal polypeptide receptor activity. The record is from RefSeq and is a predicted model, not a curated record. The transcript has 13 exons.
CCGAUGGAGCGACGACGGCAGCGUUUCACCUCACACAUCUGAACACACAUACACACGCACACACCCACACACACAUACACACACACACACAGAGACACACACCCCUUAACACGUUUGAGGAGUUUAGCCAUUAUCAAGGAGACGCAAAUAAGAAAACUCCAAAACUUAAUCCAGGAUGGAUGCUUCACAGCUGUUCUUUCUGCUGCUGUUCUAUGGAUAUCUGCCAAAAGUGUUAUCGGUGCAGAUGUGUGAUGUGGUCAACGAGAUCGAGCUGGAGAAAGAGCGCUGCGAGAACAGCACCUCUGGGAAUGUCACUUCAGGUUGCCAAGGCAUGUGGGACAUCAUCGCCUGUUGGCCUUCAGCCAGAGUUGGAGAGGUGGUUACAAUAAUGUGUCCCACUUACUUCAGUUACUUCAGUGACCAUCACAAAGGUAACCUCUCUAAAACCUGCACAGCAGAGGGCUGGACGGAGAUGCAUCCUAUUGACAUCGCCCUGAACUGUGGGUACAAUGUCAACAGCACUAGUGAUGAUGGAAAGUUUUUUUGGCAAGUGAAGAUUGGAUACACCAUUGGCCACAGUGUCUCCCUCAUCUCGCUAACCACAGCUAUUGUGAUCCUCUGCAUAUUCAGGAAGCUCCACUGCACGAGGAACUACAUCCACAUGCAUCUGUUUGUGUCAUUUAUCCUGAAGGCCAUCGCUGUGUUCAUCAAAGACGUGGUCCUCUAUGAGGUCGGGGAAGUGGACAACUGCUCCUCAGGCUCUGUUGGCUGUAAAGCAGUGAUUGUGUUCUUCCAGUACUGUAUAAUGGCCAGCUUCUUCUGGCUGCUGGUGGAAGGCCUCUAUCUUCACGCACUGUUAGCGGUCUCUUUCUUUUCCGAGAGGAAGUACUUCUGGGCUUAUAUUCUGAUUGGCUGGGGAGGUCCAACAAUUUUCAUCACAGCUUGGAGCAUCGCUAAAGCCUACUAUAAUGAUGUGGGGUGCUGGGAUAUCAUCGAGAACACUGAUGUCUUCUGGUGGAUCAUUAAAACCCCUAUUUUGGCAUCAAUCCUGAUGAACUUUAUCCUCUUUAUCUGCAUCAUUCGAAUACUCCGUCAGAAGAUCAACUGCCCAGAUAUUGGAAGGAAUGAAUCCAACCAGUACUCGAGGUUGGCGAAAUCCACGCUGCUUUUGAUUCCUCUUUUUGGCAUCAAUUUUAUCGUAUUUGCAUUCAUCCCAGAGCAAGUGAAGACUGAGCUGCGGCUAGUUUUUGAUUUGAUUUUGGGGUCAUUCCAGGGCUUUGUGGUCGCAGUCCUUUACUGCUUCCUCAACGGAGAGGUCCAAGGAGAGAUCAAGAGGAAGUGGCGGAGGUGGCACCUGCAGAGAUACAUGGGCUCAGACACCAAAUACCAACACCCGUCCAUUGGCAGCAGCAACAACUUCAGCACGCAGAUAACCAUGCUGACGCGGUGCAGCCCGAAAACACGCCGGGGUUCAUCCUCGUGUCACGAGGAUUUGUCUAGCAUAUGACUCACGCAAACAAUGAUACAGUCAUACAUGCUAUCCAGAAUACUCUCAUGCCAAACAUCAGGCAAAAAUGACGCAGCAUAAGUAAGCUAGAAUAAGAUGUUAGCACACAUUAGCACAUGCACUCCUGGAGAAUGUGAUGCUUGAGUGUGAAGGACGGCGAUGAAAAGAUAGGAAUCAAAUCAGCUUUUAAGCAGCUUUUAAUCUUCACGCUUCUUUAAAAACAAAGUUUAGUGGCAGAGAUAAAAAUGCUUUUGUUUCACACGCGCAGCUUUUGCACAUUCACUUUUUUUUUUGUAUUUCAUGAUUCAGUGAACAUGUACAGGUGAAUCUGUGAGUCAUGUCAUUAUGGAUCAUUUGGUCAAUUGUUAUUACGUUCUCUGUGUGCUCAGACACUGGGCGAUGCGAAAUGUCACAUAUUAAUGGGGUUAGGUGAGCAAUCCAAAUGUGAACUGCACCAGCACACACGCAAUCUGAUGUAAUUAUGAUUUGAUUAAAAAUCACUUAGUGGAUUCCUGCAGCUGCAACCCUCAAAUGAACAAGGCUGCUGCAAAGACACAGCCGUUAGUAGAAAAGGGACAGGAAAUCCCAUAACUUAUAUUCUUGCAGUGUGUGCAGCGACAUCACAGGCAAAGAAAAGCACCAGAAAUGCAUUAUGGGAGUUUCUUUGAACAUUUAAUUUGAGUGGAGAUGGAAAAUGUGUUUUAAGGCAUAUUUUUAGGCGACCAAAAAGAACAAAACAGUGUGCAACAUGAUGUUUUCCUCACUGUGUAGGAAAACAGAAAAAGAAAGACUGGCUGAUAACCAGCAGGAAACUUUAUUUACAUUAAUGCCAAACAGAUGUGGCUUCAGACCAGGUGACCAGUGUGAUGCUGAUUCACAAUGAUGGGUUUGGAGUACAAAUGCCCUUCUCUGCACUAUCACUGUCACGAGAGACUGAUUGUCCUUUUGCCUCCCCUUUUAUGAGUACAGCCUUCCCCUUUUGUUUUGUGUGAUUUUGUGUCUGAUGUUUUUUUAUUUGGGGCAGUUUUGUGCUGAUCACUGACGAGUGCCUGGUUUCGAUGUUUUGAAGUGACGCUUUCAGUCUAAUCAUACACUGGCUGUCGGGCUUCACAGUAACUCUUGAGAGGAAAUGCCUUUAAGCAGUUCAGUCCUUGAAUAUUUACAUUUACGUGCGAUGAGUCAUUUAACAUUGUACAGAUAAGUAUACAGUGUAAAGUCUAAUGAAUUGCUUUGGAUUGUUGUGCCAUACUGACUCUGUCAAGGUUACAAUAUCAGUAAUGUGUCACUGUAAGUGUCAUUUGUUCAUAUUAUUGCAACACUUUGGAUUCAAAGGCUCGCCAAGAACAUAACAUGAACAUGUUUUGAACAUGAA